Chelonoidis abingdonii (Abingdon island giant tortoise) is the source of this 645-nucleotide messenger RNA. RefSeq lists its product as uncharacterized. The record is from RefSeq and is a predicted model, not a curated record. NCBI's taxonomy places the organism in Eukaryota, Metazoa, Chordata, Testudines, Testudinidae.
AUGCUUGAACUCAAUGAUGGUAUGAGCAGCUGUUUCCCUCUGCUGCACCCUUCCUCCCACCAGAUGCAGCUUAAUCAAGCUCUCUGGAAGGAGAACCAGUUGCUUCAAGAGGAGAAUCAGGUCCUCCGGGAAGAGAACAAGGCUUUCCGUGUGGAGAACAAGGUCUUCCACAAAGAUAAUCAAGCCCUACGAGCAGAGAACCAAGCCCUUUCUGAGGAUAACAAGAUCCUCCAGGAGAGAAAAAUGGAUUACUUUGAAGAGAAAAAGAUUCUUGAGAAGCAGGAAAAGGCCCUCCGACAACAGAACAAAGCCCUUUGGGAAGAAAUCAAGGCUCUUCAAAAACAGGAAAUAGCCUUCCAAAUGGAGGAAAAAGCACUUCAGGAAGAGACUGUGGCCCUAUGGGAAGAGAACAAGGCCUUCCAAGCGCAGAUUAAAGCUCUCCAGAAGGAUGAGAUAGCCCUUCAGGAAGAGAAAAAGGCCCUUCAGAAUCUGGGGAAAGCCCUCCAGGAGGAAAAAAUUGCCCUUCGUGAGGAGAACAGGGCCCUCCAUGAAGAGAACAAGGCUCUUCAAAAGGAGAAGAAAGCCCUUGAUGAGGAGAACAAAGCCCUCCUGGAAUGGAACAAGAUCCUUCAUGGAGAGGAAUAA